Molecule: messenger RNA, 1424 nt
Organism: Prorocentrum cordatum
Lineage: Eukaryota; Dinophyceae; Prorocentrales; Prorocentraceae
Source: the annotation of a GenBank genome assembly
CUGGGGUCUCAGGGUUGGAUGUCUUGUGGAAGGUUUCUUGUGGUCGAGCCCCCAGUGUACUUUGUAGGAGCUGUUUUUUUUGGAAGGUGGAUCUGCCUUCCACAGACACUGUUCUACAGUAGUCGUUCUUGGAAGGCGGAUUUGCCUUUCCAAAAACAGCGCUUACCCAAAAACGUGUCGCUGGGGGCCUGGGGAGGCCAGUCGGCGCGGGCGCGGCCGGGCGAGGUGAGGUGCUGCCCGUGGGCCCGUUCUGCCCGUUCGUGUCGGGCUCGUUCCUAAACUUGUCGGGCGGGGCGGAGCCAGAGCGCAGGAGGCACAUGGAGAGCGUGGUCGCUCGCGUGGACGGGCUGGCGCAGUCGGAGCGCUUCGACGCAGCAGAGCACCUGGAGCUGGGCCGGCACCUGCGCGAGGCGGACGCGCAGUGGCGCGGCAACCUGCUGCGGAUGCGGCACGCAGACGACUUCCAGACCCGGGAGCUCUAUUCGUUCACCGAGGCCCACCUCAGGCACUUGGGCAUCAGCAUCGCGCAAGUGGAGGGCUUCGCGGACUGGCAGGUCGGCGUGCUCCAGUCGCUUGGGAGUGGCCAGCCGCCGCCGCCGCCGCCCGCGGACCCUGCCUCGGAGGAGGCGCGGCACCUGCAGGGCGUGCUCGAGUCCUGCCGGCUGGGUGGGCCUCAGGCGAUGCUGUUCGACGCGUCCCCGCGCGCGGGUGCGUCCCAGGUUGCCCAGAGUCCCGUGGUGCAGGAAGAGCUCGCACGUCUGGAGGCCGACCACCGUGCCCUGAUUGAUAUGGGGCAGUGCUACGGCACCUUCGACGCGGCUGGGAAGAAGAUCUUUCUCGACCAGGUCGGCUCGAUACAAGACCGGUGGAAGGUCUACCUCGCGCGCUUCCGCCUGAACGGCGAGGCCGACUCUGCUCCCGGCUACGUGGGCGACGCGAAGAAGCAGAUCAAGAGGCUCGGCCUCUCCGCAGAGUUGGUGGAGAGCCUCUUGGCCAGCGCCCACGGCGCCCUGCGGGAAGAUGCAGACAGAAGCUGAGCUGCCCAGCGCUCAUGCAAAGUUAGAGCGGCCGCGAGCCCACCUUCCAGUUACGCGUCUGGUAGCUGGUGCUCGUCUUCCGCUGCGCGCCGCAUCUCGAUACUCGCGGGUCUGAGCGAGGCACACGUCGGUGGUCGACGUUCGCGCAGACGUUCGCGCAGAGUGGGGGGGACGAGCCAUUUUGAAAUCUAUGUCGGAUCGCCGCUGCACGACUUUGUGCCAGUUUGCGGUGCGGCAAAGGCGUCCUCGCUACGGUCAAAACGUUGCAAGCAGGGCCACUUGCAGUCAUUGUAGGUUCGGAAGCGGCUCGGGCUCACUCGGGUUCUUCCUGAGCUUUUUCCGCAGACGCUCCUCGCAGAACUGCGCGCAAAGGGGGCCAGUCAGGAG